AUGUUAAAAUGGCUUCAAAAAUGGUAAGUUAACUGUAUCCUCCUACCCUACCCUACCCUACCCUACCCUACCCUACCCUACCGUACUCUACCCUACCCUACCCUACCCUACCCUACCCUACCCUAUCCUACCCUAACAUACCAUACCCUACCUUACUCUACCUUACCUACUUUAACAUAUGUCUUACUCUUGUCCUAUCUUACUUUAUUUAGUUUUCCCCCCCCCCCCCCCCCCAGAAAAAAAGUUGCGAAAAUAAUCAAUCUUGCUUUCUUCUGUAUAAUUUUAGAAAAAAUUUUUUUGCAACAAAUCAGCUAGCUACUUGUAUCGAUUUGUUCGACCCUCCUUCCCAGACCAAAAGUCCCCUUUCCCCCGGCUUUGACAGUAGCCUAAUUUUACCCUAACGUUCUCACCCAUGCCUACAGUAAUUAAGAAAACCAAAAAAUCUUUAAAAAAUUAGUAAAUUGUUAACCUAGUAAAAAAUUAAAUUUCUUAAAAUUUUAGUACACGACAAUACGUCAUGAUACCUACAAUGCUAGCAACGAUUGCCUUGGCCCAGUUUAAUAGUAGUAAUAUUAUUGAACUUCCAGUCAGCCGGUUCCCAGAGCCUAAAUGUAGCUAUAAUGUGCUUCAUAACGACCGGUAUGGUUCUCCGGUCAACGGGUAAGACUUAAUUAACUAUUACAAAAUAUUUUUUAAAAAUUUUUUUGUGUUUUGGCUUUUUUUUGUAAAAUCAAUAAUUUUUGUGACAUUUUGUUAAAAAGUCGAUAAAUUUUGUGACAUUUCGUUUAAAUUAAAAAUAUAUAUGUAACCCGGGUUAAAUCACGCGUAUUUUACUUUCUUGCUUUGAGAUUAAUUGUUUUGGCACUUUUUAAAAAACCGAUAAUCUUUGUGACAUUUUGUCGAAAAAUCUAUAUAAUUUGUAACAUUUUGCCAAAAAUAAAUUUACCAAAAAAAGCCAAAAAAUAGCCAUAAAUAUCACAUUUUUUGCAGAAAAAUAAACAUUGGUGACCCAUUGUACCACAAAUGGGACUGUAAUUAUGGUGAACGCGGCAGUGUAGACAUUUACUGUAUGAUGGUGCACAGUUGUACGGUAACAACACAACGUCAAACUCAACCGGUCGAAAUUAUUGACGAGUUUGGUUGUACAUUAUUUCCACAAGUUAUUAGUAACAUAAAAUACGACAGUGACUUGACUGGUGGCUUGAGGGUUCAAGCGUUUUCACUUGAUGUGGAUGAGGUAGGAAAUAAUAAGUUUUGUGACAUUUUGUUUACUAUGCAUCAUUUUCAGACAGAAAAAUUUUUAAAACGUGAUUUUUAUGCAAAUUUACCACCACAAAAUUAAUUUUAAAAAAAUUUUACGUUUUUUAAAAAUUGACAUUUCGUCAACAUUUUUAUCGGUUUUUUAUAUUUUGAUUAUUUUUCAAAAGUUUAGCUCAAAAUUACAGUAAAAUGUCAUUUUUUAUAAAUAAAAGUUUAAAAAGUUACAUUUCGUUAAAAUUUUAAUUGAUUUUUUGACAUUUUGUUAAAAAUUUUAAAAAAUUAAAAAACUGCCCUGUUGCCGUUUUUAAGAAUAACUUUUUCAGCCAGCCAUCAACUUCCGUUGUAGUAUAAAAUUACUGUUGAAGCUAAAUGGUAUUUGUCGACGGCCACAAUGUGCUGUUCAAGCAGCUGACUGGGUACGAAAAAGACGCUCGAUUAGUCAAUUUGAUCGUAAUUUGGCAUGA
Messenger RNA from Bursaphelenchus okinawaensis, 1724 nucleotides. The record is from the annotation of a GenBank genome assembly. NCBI's taxonomy places the organism in Eukaryota, Metazoa, Nematoda, Chromadorea, Rhabditida, Aphelenchoididae.